AUGAGCGACCAGAAACGCACUGGGCACUGCUGCGAGCAAAAGUCGAAAUUAAUCCAUCCAAACCCAUCUAUCGAUAAGAAGAAACCCUAUUUGCUCCUUGCAAUUGGUGGGGCGUUGGCUGCCGGAAUGGAGGAGCUUAUCGUCCGUAGCUGCGACAAAUUCAGAACAAAGCAGGAAGAAGGUCGAAGGAAGGGCGGUCUUGCAACACCCGUUUACACGACCAGCGUUAAUGUCCCUACGGACACAUGGAGCCAGGACUGCCCGUCGCUGAAGCACCGCCGACAAUUUGAUCCCAAACCCGUUUCACGAAGCUUGCAGAGAAGCGGAAUCCCCAAAGGGUCAGAUUUACUCUUGAACAGGGGCGGCUGUGAAUCCGAGCAGUUGGGGGAGAGGAGGGAGGGAGAAGAGGUGAGGUUGAGGUCGUGGUUGGUCCAACGUCAGAGCGACUCGGCAGCGGCUCCAGGCUGGGAAUCGGGGAGGAUUUGGGCUGCGGCUUAUGGGACGGAUACCCAGAUUACACAAUACCCCACAAAACGGUACUGCGUUAUUACGGUAUCUUACACUCCACUUCCGACGCCACGGCACUAA
Messenger RNA from Histoplasma capsulatum G186AR, 588 nucleotides. RefSeq lists its product as uncharacterized. The coding region runs from base 1 to 588 and encodes 195 amino acids. The transcript is spliced from 2 exons. The record is from RefSeq and is a predicted model, not a curated record. Lineage: Eukaryota; Fungi; Ascomycota; Eurotiomycetes; Onygenales; Ajellomycetaceae.